CAUAACCUUCUGUCUUUUUAUUACCACUUUUCUCUUGUUCCAUUUCCCUUUGCGCUCUUUAAAGCGAUUUUUUACAUAAAAAACUAGUAUUUUGGCCAGGAACGAAUAAAAUUUUGGCCUCUGUCAGUCAUGGAUCGAUUAACGGCUUGUUAUUUCAUUCGACUAAAAAAUAAGUUGAAAUAAUGUUUUGCAAUUUCGAAUUAGUAACUCUGACGUUAAUUUGGAGUGAUAACGACUUUAAUUGGGAAGUAAAAAUCGAGGCAAUUUAGACACCCAUAAAAUACGAUCCUAUACGAACACGAUACCUUAAAGUAUCGCGAUUUACUAUUCUGUCAGCAAGAAUAGCAAUAAAGUUUUGUUUUCACUCAUGUUUUCGUUGAAAUCUCGUUGAGUGACGUUUCGAACGAUUGAUUUCGUUAAUAAUCCACGUUUUUAGAAAUCUACUUUCUGCACUCGUCUAUGGAUUUUAGCUAUGGGUUUCCAAGGCUGGGCGCCACGAACCCGGAAUCUUGCUCCUCCGAAAAUAUCUUCGUCGAAUUUCGAUGAGAGUAUGCCAAUUGAAGGAAAUAUUGGAGGAAAAAGUACGGACGAAUUUCAUGUGAAAGGAAUGUUCGCCCAAAAGUAGGAAAAAAAUGUUCGUUCUCGACCUAAUGGGUUGACAAGUAUCUCAGCUGUAAACGAACAUCAAUAAUAAAAAAAAAACCAUCUUCACACAUUUCAUGUGAUUCCUUGAUUUCGACAACGGAAAAUUCCUUCCACUUUGGUACUUCUUAAGAUCGUGUGCAAAGAAAUUGAUUGAUUCAUUUGAUUACACGGUGGUCGUCACUCCUUUCAAAAUUUUUCCACUUACGUGCAUAUUCCGAUGCUCGAAUGUUCAACUAUCGGGCUGCACGGUGAUUUAAACAAUUAGCACAAAAUUUCUUCCUACGAUGCGAGGAAAAUUUAAAUGGAAUGCAAUUGAAGCGAGUCAACGAGGUUGCGUCAUUUUUACAUUUUUAUUGACACAAAUGCUCGGAUUAUUUACGCGCGAGGUACCACGAAACAUGAAUUACAUUCGGGGCCACAAUUUGGGUAUAUAAACCCGAAGCGGUAGUCGUUAAGGAAUUAGUCGUUGCAAGUUAUCACGAAUCAUGUCGAAGGUGACGAUCAUCCUGUGCGUUGCUAUCUUCGCUUCUGCCGCAAAUGGAGCGUUCGUCUCGGACCAGUUACAAAAAGCUCAAGAGAGCUUGAACAACCUCAUAGAAAGUACGAUAGCCAGAGUGAAGUCAGCUGUGGCAGACGCCAAGGCGAGAUCGGAGGAGCUCGGGGCGCAACUCGAGGCACAAAUUGAAGAGCACAAGAAGCGGAUAACCGAGGAUGUGGAAUCGAAAGUUCGGCAGGCGGCAGCUGACGUCAACAAAUACAUUGAUUCGAUCAAAGGUGAGGAUGUGAGUGAGUGUUCCAAGCUCGUCGACCACCUGCAAGCGACCGCGCAAACGGCCGUCCUCCAAGUGAGAAAAUGUUUCGUUGACAAACGCGCGACCGGUGCGGGCUACAUCGAGAACAUGAUGAAAGUCGCCGACGAGGUGCUCGCUAGUCUCCACAUUCAUAAACUGGAGGCUCACGCUUGCAUCGACAACGUCGACGGCUUCAUUUCAGCGGGCAAGGCGGUCGUCUGUACCAACCUGGUCGCAGCCAAAGCAGGAUGGACCACGGCCAAGGCCGUGCCAGCUGUCACCGUUGAAGCUGCAAAGUUGACCUUCCUGUUAUCUACUCUUCCGUCGAGUCUCGGCAUCUGCACCGCCACCAGUGCCCUCAACGCCUUCUAUUACGAGGCAUUCGGCAUUGUCGAAGACAGCACUAAAUGCGUGCGUCAGAGGAUCGAAGAGGUUCGCAACAGGCCCGGCGGAGAGCACGUCGUUCCUCCGAGCAACGCUGCCGGCGAGUCCUCAAAACCUGAAGCUGCCGUGACCCGAGCAACCGAUGCAGUCCCGACAACCGAGGAGGUCUUCGAGGAUGCCGAGGCCUGAGAGCAGCGCUCGAGAGGCUGCGGCAAAUACAUUCGCUAAAGUCCUCCGGAUAAGACUCGAGUGGAUUUCUUCUAAUGGAUUCAAUUCACUGUCACUCGUGUAUCAUUUACGGAAUACAAAAAAUAUGUAAAAUUUGAUGUGUUCGCAUCACUGUGGUUAGGAUCGUCAAAAAUAAUUCGAUGGAUACCCCAAACUUCCGUUCCCUGUGCAGGAAAGAUUUUGCAAAGAAGAUUUAAAAACUGCGUGUAAAUGAGGAAUAAAUUGUUGUGGAAAUAAACGGUUUUAAA
Messenger RNA from Venturia canescens, 2296 nucleotides. RefSeq lists its product as uncharacterized. The record is from RefSeq and is a predicted model, not a curated record. The transcript is spliced from 4 exons. NCBI's taxonomy places the organism in Eukaryota, Metazoa, Arthropoda, Insecta, Hymenoptera, Ichneumonidae. Bases 1131 to 2009 code for a protein of 292 amino acids.